Molecule: messenger RNA, 1443 nt
Organism: Rubroshorea leprosula
Lineage: Eukaryota; Viridiplantae; Streptophyta; Magnoliopsida; Malvales; Dipterocarpaceae
Source: the annotation of a GenBank genome assembly
GGUUCACAAAGGUUCUUCCUUUGCUUCUCCACCGGGAGUUUUAAAGAGAAUAGCAGAUGGGAUCGGCGGUGCCUCAGCCGUUUGGGUGGCAGUUAUGGGUUCCGGUGUCGUCAGCGUCGUCGUCAUCGUCAGGAGUGAGACCCCCUUCCACAGUCCAAGUCAUUACUACGGUAGCUUCCGUCCGCCUCGGCCAUCUUCUCCGGCACCAUCUCCGCCUAGGGUUUCUCUUUCAGUCCUCCCUCAAGAAAAUCUCCCAUCUCUAUAAUGUGCCUAGAUUGAAGGAUGAAUGGUAUGAAAGACCUUUCUGCUUCAAGGGAAUUGACCUAUUUGAAUUUACAAGUGAUUCUCUUGCACCCUCAUGUUCAUCUGGUUUAUAUUUCUUCAACGGGGAACAAAAGAAAAAUGAUAAUGGAAAUGAGGGGAGAUCUAACCUGGAGACGUCGAGGGGAAUGAAUUUUAACGGAAGGAAAUGGACCAACAUUCUUCUUGGUAUUAAUGUACUGAUUUACCUUGCACAAGUUGCAACAAAAGGGAAGCUGCUGCUUUGGGGAGCUAAGAUUAACAGUCUUAUUGACCAAGGACAAAUUUGGAGGUUGGCUACAUCUUCUCUUCUGCAUGCAAAUAUAGGGCAUCUCAUGAUAAAUUGUUAUUCUUUGAAUUCUGUUGGCCCCACAGUGGAGAACAUAAGUGGUCCAAAGAGAUUCCUUGCAGUUUAUUUUGCUUCUGCAAUUGCAAGUACAGCUAUGAGUUACUGUUUCAGCAAGUCACCUGCAGUUGGUGCAUCAGGAGGAAUCUUUGGAUUAGUUGGAUCUGUUUCUGUGUUUGUUAUGAGGCAUAGAGGUAUGCUCAGAGACUCAAGAGAAGAGCUACAACACAUAGCACAAAUUAUUUUCUUAAAUAUGGUUAUUGGGCUUGUCUCCAGAGGCAUUGACAAUUGGGGGCAUCUGGGAGGCUUGCUUGGGGGAGCUGCAACAUCAUGGCUUGUUGGACCUUCUUGGAAGUACCAGUCCAUGGCAAGUGAUGGAAGAAGAAUUUUUGCAGACAGAGCACCGAUUUUUUAUCUCAUCAAUAAAAGAAGAGAGCGUAGAUAGGCCUAGCUCCUUACUCAAGUGCUCAGCUUGAUUUUUGUAAAUGGGAAAGACUUCUCAAGGAAUCUGUCAUUUCUCGGUCAUUAGAAGCUAUUUCAUUGAGUAGAGAAACAUAUAAAGAGAUGCUGAAAUUCAUAAAAUAUCUGUACCAUUCUUCAUCUUUCCAGAAGUAUUAUAAAACGAUUAUUUUCUGCAUUUUCCUGAUAACAUCUGUACUUUUCUAUCCUGCACCGUAGAUGCACAAGAAGAACCAGUAUACAUCUUUACACUUUAUCAAUAUUACAGCCAGGUCUCCUUGAAACCUACGGAUGAUGUUCGUCACAGAAGUAGUUGGCACCAUCUCAAUUAGUUUUUC